This is a messenger RNA of Monomorium pharaonis (pharaoh ant), 1905 nucleotides long. Its product is annotated as endoplasmic reticulum-Golgi intermediate compartment protein 3. Gene Ontology annotation, cellular component: endoplasmic reticulum membrane; COPII-coated ER to Golgi transport vesicle; Golgi membrane. The record is from RefSeq and is a predicted model, not a curated record. Gene Ontology annotation, biological process: retrograde vesicle-mediated transport, Golgi to endoplasmic reticulum; endoplasmic reticulum to Golgi vesicle-mediated transport. Bases 292 to 1470 code for a protein of 392 amino acids. NCBI's taxonomy places the organism in Eukaryota, Metazoa, Arthropoda, Insecta, Hymenoptera, Formicidae. The transcript is spliced from 8 exons.
UUUCAUAAAAAUCUGUUCAUUUUGAUUUAGCAGCGGAACUCUAAAGAAUUUUACAACGGUUGCUUGCAAAGCUGCUUUUUCUGCUGAACGCAGUCAUUCUCUGCUCAAAGUUGUCUCCGCUGAAUUCAGCCCAAUUCAGCCAAUGGCAUGUUGUCUACUACGUUUUGAGGUGGAAGGCAGUGGCGGGGCGGCUUGUCAUGAAUCGUAAACGUAUCGUAGACAUACAGGAAAAUCAAGGAAAACGUUCGACAGCGACAGGUAGAACGUUCGCCUUACGCUAUCGCCGGGAAAAUGCAGAUGCUACGGCACCUGGACGUGCAUCCGAAGGUACGUGAGGAGGCCGAUAUCCUCGUGAGAACCUUCAGCGGCGCCAUCGUUACAAUCAUUAGUACAAUCAUCAUGGGCAUACUGUUUUUGUCAGAGGUAAAUUAUUAUCUUACACCAAGUAUGAGCGAGGAAUUAUUUGUAGAUACAUCCAGGGGUUCUAAACUGAGAAUCAAUUUGGAUAUAAUAGUCCCUGCUGUGUCUUGUGAUCCAUUUCAGUAUUUUGCAGUUUUAUCGAUAGACGCCAUGGACACGACGGGUGAGCAGCACUUGCACAUAGAGCACAAUAUUUUCAAGAGACGGUUAGACUUGAACGGCAAACCUAUAGAGGAUCCACAAAGAACAAAUAUUACAGAUGCGAAGGCUGUUAGUAAAACUACAGAGAAGGCAGUGGAGAUUGGUUCCACCACAGAGGUCUGUGGCGAUUGUUAUGGAGCAGCCACAGACACUAUGAAAUGUUGCAACACCUGCGAGGACGUUUGGGAGGCCUACAGGCGCAAAAAGUGGGCGCCACCAGAUCCAGCUGAUGUUAAACAAUGUCAAAACGACAAGUCCAUGGAAAAGCUCAAGCACGCCUUUACGCAGGGCUGUCAGAUUUAUGGUUAUAUGGAAGUGAAUAGAGUCGGUGGUAGUUUUCACAUCGCGCCAGGCGCCAGUUUCUCGGUCAAUCAUGUUCAUGUGCAUGAUGUUCAACCUUACACCUCAUCUCACUUCAAUAUGACACACAAGAUCAGACAUUUGAGUUUCGGGCUCAACAUCCCAGGGAAAACAAAUCCUAUGGAUGAUAUGACCGUAGUCGCCUUGGAAGGUGCUAUGAUGUUUUAUCACUACAUCAAGAUCGUUCCAACAACGUACGUACGUACGGACGGCUCGACUCUUCUUACGAAUCAAUUUUCUGUGACGCGGCACGCAAAGCAGGUAUCUUUGCUCACUGGCGAAUCUGGGAUGCCGGGUAUAUUCUUCAGCUACGAGCUGAGCCCACUCAUGGUUAAGUACACCGAGAAGGCAAAGUCGUUCGGACAUUUCGCGACGAAUACCUGUGCAAUCAUCGGUGGCGUCUUCACCGUCGCCGGUCUCAUCGAUUCACUGCUCUAUCACUCAGUGCGUGCAAUACAAAGGAAGAUAGAGUUAGGGAAGUACAAUUAAAUAUUUUACGGUGCAGCAGCAUCAGUUAUCACUGAUCCUGAAAUUCCGUCCUUUUCUUCUUUUUAUUAAAAUCGAUCAUGUAAAAAAUUGUAUUUUUUUCAAAUAAGCAAGUCGCUGAAAAUGGAUGGGGAUUAGUGUUAACCACUGAUGCGGUCUAGAUGAAUAAUAAUUAGUUUAUGAUUAAUCAAGGAAAAGUAUUAUUAAAUAAUUUCUUCUAUUGGAGACUAAAUUUUCUGGAUUUUUCUCGCGGCUUUCAUUCAGUACGACUCAUUUCGCGUUUGUAUUACAAGUAUCGCAAAUUUGUUGAAAUGAUACUUUGUUAUAAUUGAAAAUACCUUACAGUAUCUUUAUAUAAUUAUAAACAUACUUCAGAAUACCUUACAGUAUUUUUGUAUAGUAUAAAAACGAAUUAUAUAUAACUUAUUAUUAACAAUA